This is a messenger RNA of Uloborus diversus, 1349 nucleotides long. RefSeq names its product RNA-binding protein NOB1-like. Gene Ontology annotation, molecular function: RNA endonuclease activity. The coding region runs from base 118 to 1314 and encodes 398 amino acids. Gene Ontology annotation, cellular component: preribosome, small subunit precursor. Lineage: Eukaryota; Metazoa; Arthropoda; Arachnida; Araneae; Uloboridae. Gene Ontology annotation, biological process: ribosomal small subunit biogenesis; maturation of SSU-rRNA. The record is from RefSeq and is a predicted model, not a curated record. The transcript has 8 exons.
UCAUAAAAGCACAGCGCAUGGUUUGCUUUUUGCUUCUGCUAUGUGUCAACAAAUAUAAGAACUUUUAAGUUUAUGAGUCAUAAAUCAUAUUUUUUUCUAAAAUUUAAUUGAUUAAAAAUGUCUUUCGAUAAGCCGAAAGCUCAAUGUUUGGUAGUGGAUUCCGGAGCAUUUAUUAAGAACGCACCCCUUCAUGAAUAUGGUGAAAAAAAUUACACUGUAGAAGGUGCUAUUAAAGAAAUAAAAGAUAAAGCUACAAGGCAGCGCUUGCAAUUUCUGCCAUACAAAUUAGAAGUUAAAGAACCUUCUCCAGAUGCUCUUAAAUAUGUGACUGAAUUCUCCAAAAAAACUGGUGACUUUGCAAGCCUGUCAGCUACAGAUCUUCAAAUAAUUGCACUAACUUACCAACUGGAGAAAGAAUUGUGUGGCACAGAUCAUCUAAAUAAGGAACCUACUUGCAAAAUAACAGGCAAGCCCAGUUUUGUUGAUAGUCAGUUAAUCGGAUUUUACACCCCAAAGCAGGAAUCAAGUGAUGAUACCGAUGAUGUAUCAGAUCAUGAAAUCAUAGACAUAGAGUCUCAGCUUGAAAAUAUCGCAGAAAAUUCUGAUGCAAAACAGCAAAAUAAUAUUACUGAUUCUAUUUCUGAACAUGCAAAUAAUAAAAUUCAGAAUGAAGAGAACAAUUCAACAGAUGAGUCUGAAGAAGGUUGGAUUACACCUAGUAAUAUUAAUGAAGUUCAGAAGAAAAUGUCCUCACUUAUUAUUGACCAAGCAUCUUCUGUGACUGUUGCAUGUAUAAGUACAGACUUUUCUGUUCAGAAUGUUUUGCUUCAGAUUGGACUUCAGGUUCUAUCAGUGGAUGGUAUGCUUAUAAAACAAACUAGAGUUUUUAUAUUACGCUGUUAUGCAUGUUACAAAACUACAAAUAUUAUGACGAAACAAUUUUGUCCAAAUUGUGGCAAUAAAACUUUGAAGAGAGUAGCUGUGACAAUCAAUGAAGAUGGAACAAAAAAUGUGCACAUUAACUUCAGAAAACCCAUAAAUUUAAGAGGAACAAAGUAUUCUUUACCGACACCAAAAGGAGGAAAGCAUGCUGUUAAUCCCAUCCUUUGUGAAGACCAGCCUAUUCCCCACAACAGGCCAACUAAGAUGGCAACUCAAAAAAUAGAUGUCUUGAGUCCAGAUUAUGAAGCCCGAUCUUCUCCAUUUGCUGUGAAUGAUGUUUACAGUCGUGCAGCUAGUUUAGGCAUUAGAUCUAAUAAAAGUAGGCAUCACAGAAGAAAUCCAAAUGAAUGGUCUAAACGGACUGGCAAUUAAAGUUAAUGUAAAUAAAUAUUUGUUGUCUGUUUCAA